AUGAGCGACUCAGAAGCCAAGAACAAAGAUAUCAUUGACGACCACGACCCGGCGGAAGAAGAAGAAUUCGUCCCAGAAGAUGCGGAGGCUGGUGCUAGCGACGAAGCUCCAGAGCCUGAUCCGGAGGACGUCAAGGAGGUCCUAGAAGACAACGAGGUCAACGACGAAGAACCCGCUGAAGAAGACGAGGACCAACAAGCCGAGGUCGACGAGGUCUAUGAUUCCGGCGGUGACUACGAUGAAGACAUCGAGAGCGAGGUCUCAGUCGAGGAUGACGAUGAGGCUGACAAGGAAGAGCCGCGAGGCACGAAACGCGAUAACGAGGACGAGCAGCCGUCGUCGUCCAACAAGAAGCAGAAGGGAUCGAAUGGCGCCAGUAGCGCGGCCGAGACGCCGGAAGCCAACGGCGCCGAGGCCGAGGGAAAGGUCGGAUCGAAGCACGACGACCCGCGGGAUCCCGAGACGCAGGGAUCAGCGGGAAGGCUGCCGGAGGUGGGUCAGCAAGUCGAAUGGAAAGCUCUGCCAGGCUUUGUGGACGGCGAGGUCGUUGAGAUUCUCCGCGAGGAAAAGGACGUGGAAGGGAAGACCAUCAAAGCGAGCGAGGACGAUCCACGGCUGGUGUUGAAGAGCAACAAGUCUGGGAAAAUAUGUGUGCACAAGCCUGAGGCCGUGUAUUUCAAGUAA
Messenger RNA from Diaporthe citri, 684 nucleotides. RefSeq lists its product as uncharacterized. The coding region runs from base 1 to 684 and encodes 227 amino acids. NCBI's taxonomy places the organism in Eukaryota, Fungi, Ascomycota, Sordariomycetes, Diaporthales, Diaporthaceae. The transcript has a single exon. The record is from RefSeq and is a predicted model, not a curated record.